Messenger RNA from Drosophila eugracilis, 2135 nucleotides. RefSeq lists its product as uncharacterized. The record is from RefSeq and is a predicted model, not a curated record. The transcript is spliced from 3 exons. Gene Ontology annotation, cellular component: plasma membrane. Lineage: Eukaryota; Metazoa; Arthropoda; Insecta; Diptera; Drosophilidae. The coding region runs from base 120 to 2051 and encodes 643 amino acids. Gene Ontology annotation, biological process: engulfment of apoptotic cell; phosphatidylserine exposure on apoptotic cell surface; apoptotic process involved in development.
AAAAGAGAGUGGUUACUCAUAGUGGGUCAGUAUCAUCGUGGAUUUCGCAAGUUGCAGAUGUAAAGAACGCUUUUAUAAAAACUGAAUCUAAAGGGGAAACUCCCGUAGGAAGUAGAACCAUGGCAGACACGGAAGUCCAUGCCGCCAGUCCUCCGCCUCAUAUACUCGGUUACACAAUCCGUAGUCGCACGCGUAUUUGGGUUUCCUAUAUAGUGCCCACUUGUCUGGGAGUCUUAGUUUACAUUGUCCAAACCUCCUCGGAUGUGGCAUUAAGUAUCCAGUUCUUCAGCCAAAAAGAGCCGGGCUACGGAGCUGGCACCCUGGUCCUGGUGAUUCUCCCCCCAUUGGUCACCUUCCUCUUAGUGGCGGUAUCUAAGGAGCAGCGAGAUUGCGCUUGCUCAGAGCGGAACAAAUGCACUGCCCUUGGCAUUGGAUUGCUUAAGCUUUUCCUGUUCCCAUUCUUUGUGAUUUACAGGUUUUGUACGCGUUUGUUUUGGGCCAUCGAUGGACUCUUUCACGACGACGACGAUGUGGAGCGUAUGAUGUGUUUGACCAAGGCCACGGAAACCUCCAGCAUUGAAUUGUAUCUGUUGAUCCAAUCUUAUGCACAGGCUGCUCCACAAAUUAUCCUGCAGUUGUACUACAUGCUCGCCCAGGAUAUGUUUCGGAACUAUGAGACAUCUGCUGUCCAGGCGUUAUCCCUAGUGUUUUCCGCCAUUGACCUGGCUGCCAUCACCACUAGCUACCACAGGAUUGAAAGUCAGCGGAGGGUGGGUCGCCAUUACCCUUGGGCCACGUCCAAACAGGUGGACGCUCAUCGUUGUCAGCUAGAGCAGAAUGAACGCCUCUGCUGCGAAGUUGAACGAAAGAAGCGUGAAUCGGAGCGCACCAUCACCAGUUUUCCGGAAUCAGACAAGAUAAUGGAGAACUUUAGAGCCCGAAAAUCAUUGCUUAAUUCUGGCGAAGCCACACAUGAGUUGCACUUUCAAGGAGAAGAUGAGGUGGACAAUGAUGCUUUGGAGCAGCUAGAAACUCAAGCAUUGCUGCACUCUCCGAGGGAUAAUGCCACGGAUGAGGAGAAGAUACAAGGAACAAGGCCUAAAUUAAAAGUACGAUACGAGGAUCUGGGAGAUGUGAACACCAUCGAAGUAUUGGACAGCAUUCCCGAGACACCAGCACCACCUCCUCCUCCAAAAACCGCGCCGCCAGAGUUACCUAUUCUUAAACCCACCGAAGAGGAUCCACCGACUCCUGAUUUGCGACGUACCAUGUCGGAUACUGAGCAUAGAAAGAGCCGUCGAGUAACAAGACCUCUAUCCCAGUUGGAAACCUUCAAGGAUAUGUUGCUGGUUAAUGCUCAGCUCUAUAUAAAAGAGAAUGUCCCACAUCCACCUAAAUUACUGAUCAGCAGGUUGAAAGAUGAGGAUCCCGAAGAGCGUAGUACACUGAUUCCACAGUCACCCAAACCAUCUCCAUUGACGCCCAAGGACGUGGUGGACUUUUAUUUUCCACGGCCCACAAAAAUAGUGAACGGUAUACUGCAGGAUGAUUUUGCGGGCAGAACGGUGUCGUUCUUCGGUUGGAUUGCCUUCAUUACCAUGAGGAUGCUAGCCUUGUCCACCUUCUGCGUCUUUUAUCCGAAAGCAUUCUUUAUCCUGGUUGGAGUACAUUAUGGCCUGAUGUUGUGUUGUCUGGCGUUGGAAACUCGUUGUCGAGGUAGCUGGAGCCGGAAGCUGUUCCUCUUGCUCCUCGCUUAUAUUUACAUAUUUGUGUUAAUGGAAUUUCGGGUGUGCUUCAAGAGCAUUCGAUUGUGGUAUGGUGGUUACCUGGUGCUCACUCUGCUCGAGAAUAUUACAAUAUCCUCGAUUUGGUACGCUAACGAGGACUACGAGUCCUGGUGGUUUGGCUUUAUCUGGGAGUGGAUUGUGUACAGCGGAAUCCUCUUUCUGGCCACCUUAAUCGUUUACUACUGUAUUCUCCGACCUAAAGAAGUAGCACUCAUAGUGGAGGACGAUAGUCCGGCGGAGCCAGAGGAACAAGGUGUUGCUUAGCAAUAUCCAUUUUAGUUUGUUAUAUCGAAGUAGCUUUGUAAGUCUUCAGUCUGUCACUGAAAAACGAAUAAAUUAUUUACCUCA